Messenger RNA from Oncorhynchus keta (chum salmon), 2826 nucleotides. RefSeq lists its product as uncharacterized. The transcript has 6 exons. The coding region runs from base 805 to 2811 and encodes 668 amino acids. NCBI's taxonomy places the organism in Eukaryota, Metazoa, Chordata, Actinopteri, Salmoniformes, Salmonidae. The record is from RefSeq and is a predicted model, not a curated record.
CUGUCUGUUUUGAAGGGUUAAAAAAGUCGCAUUUUUUAAACUUCAUAUGUGUGACUAGACAACCCUCCUGAACUGUAAAUCUGUCAUUUCUCCCAACAUAAUCUCUAGGCCGUGCCGAGUUCAACAAGAUCUCCCGCUUGACCAUAGCUCGCUCGGUCUGACCACAGUGACCAUGCAAAAAAGUAGUCUCAUGUAGCAGGCUUUGUCUGCGUAAAAAGUAAUCUCAUGUAGCUCACUCGGUCUGACCGGUGACCGCAGGGACCAUGCAAAAAAAGUAGUGUCAUGUAGCUCACUCAGACCGGUCUGACCGCAGGGACCGUGCAAAAAAGUAAUCUCAUGUAGCUCACUUUGUCUGAUCAUAGGGGCCAUUUAAAAAAAGUAGUCUCAUCAAUGUGAUUGUUUUUAAUGGGAAAAUAGAGAAUUUGACUAUGAGAUGACAAUAUAGUAGUUUGGGGAGUAUUUUCUAUAAUAGAAUGUAUUUGACUACAAGCAAAGUAUGGGCCUCAUCCUGAGCAUUCUCAAAUGGAAAAACACAGAGUUUGAUCAUGUGCUGACAGAGAGAGGGAGGAGUUUGGGGAGUGUUUAAAAUGAGAAGAGUGAUUUUUUUCUAAAAGGCUGCAUUUCACUUUGAGCUGACAAGGAGAGUGGUGAGGAGUGGUUUUAUGUAUAUUUCUGAGUAUCAAUUAAGCAGCCAGAAGCAUUAUACUUUCUUUAUUGCUUAAGGGAUUGUGUUAAGUUUUUUAUUUACUAUUAUUUCCCUUUUCAAUAGAAUAGAAUAGAAUAGAAUAGUAUAGAAUAGUAUAGAUGGCUCCAGUGCGCUCAUGUCCAAUAUGCUAUAAGGUUGUGAUUGGCUUCAGUCAGCACCUUAGAUAUGUACACCAUGUGAGGAACAGUGAGGAAAGGGUACUCCUGUGUAGGUGGCAGUCGGGCCGCAUCAAUGUCAGGCAGGAGCAGUGUCCAGUGUCAGGAUGCUCCACACAUCUUAGCAGAUUAGACCGGCAUAUGGACUCCCACUCAGAGCUCAACAGAGCACAGAGGAGACAGGUUUUAGAGGACCUUAGGAGACGGCUGACGAUGGAGAGGCUGGCGGUGUUGAGGGCAUCGAUCCCUGCCAUCCCAAUGGCGACAGAUUUAGAUAUUGUGGAGACUGUAAGGAAAGAAGAAGAGGAUGAGGAGGAAAUGUUAUGUUCACCUACAGAAGCAGAGGAGGAAGUGGACUGCAAAGAGGAUUCCUGCCACUGCCAUGCGCCGAUCCUACGACUGAAAAAGGCUGUGCAAGAGAGGGAUGAAGCACUGCAUACAAGAAGUGAGACCAACAAAUCCAUUAAAAAGGACAACCUGAAGUUGAUCUCUGAUCUGCAAAGGGCGAGGAAGAAAUACCAGCUGCUGAAAAGGCAGAUGGGGGUUGGCAUGGUGAAGGCCCUCAACUUUCAGGCAGAGUCAGACACAGACACAAAGCAAGAGGAACAUGACCAAGCUACAGGUACAGGGGACCAGAGAGAGGAGCCUACAGUGUCCGGCUCUACUUGCAAACUCAUCUUCCCGGGCUCUGCUAUGAGUGUGUUUAUCGAGGGAUUCAGGAAGACCUGUGAGGGCCCUAAUCCAAAUUAUAAGCUGAGUGAAAAUUGUGCCUCAAAGGUCAAGAGGGUGACGCAAUUUUUAAACUACAUGGCGAAGAAUGAGACCUACCAGUCCUCUCUCAUUUUCCUGACAGACCAUGACAAAAUAAGGAAAUGGGUUCAAUUCCUCCAGAAGAACAAGGCAAUCACCACAGUCAACCACUACACCUUGACUAUUGGUGCAUUUCUAAAAUAUUCUGAGGAGACCCCUCCACCUGGCUGCCGGUUGACCGUGAACCAAUGGAGGGGGAUCAACCGGUUGAUGAAGGGCAUUAGCAAGUCCAUGAGACGACCAGUUUCCCUUCACCAGGUAAAGGUGAAGGACAACAAGGAAGGCAAGGUGGUGUCGAAAAAGAGCCUGCUGGAGUGCCAGUCUCUUGCCAAGGCAAAAAUCCCUCAAGUGCUGAAAACAUUGGAAGAGACAAGGACACAGAGGAAUCAGUACCGGUUUUAUGGGUACCUGUGUGCCUACUUUACAUCCAUAUACGGCCACAGACCAGGCCUAUAUAAAAACAUGUUGGUGAAAGAGGUGGAGGAGGCAAAAUGUGACCAGUCUGGGAUGUAUCUGAUCAAUGUGGGAGAACACAAAACAAAUCGGGAGUACGGCAUGGUCCAGAUGUCGCUGACGAAGGAGGAGUACAGUUGGUUUUCCGACUUCCUCAAAUUCAAGCACUGUCUCUUAGGGGGAAAGAAGGCCCAGCACUUCUUUUUCAAUUCCACAAACACUCAGAUGAAGAACCUGCCUGCCAACCUGAGGGAGGUGUGGAAGGAGAUGGGUCUGCCCGAAUGUCCUUCGUUCACUGACCUGAGGACCUCCAUUGUCACUCAUGUAAAAAACAUGCUCCCAAAGGUUGACAGGGAAAGGGUGGCCAACUUCAUGUGCCACAACAUCCAGACGGCAGACAAAUAUUAUGCCAUGAAUUUAAAUCCAACCCAAGCAAAUGAAACCAGGGCACUCUUUGAGGCUGCACUGAAGGGGGAAGAUAACACAGUCGCCGCAGAGAACCAGCCCUCCACCUCAGGAGAAAGAAAGCAGAAGGUGAGAGAGGAUGCCUCCCUCUCCGACGGGAGCACCACCCCUGAAGAGACCAAGGUGGUGUACCAGGAGUCUGGCACGUCCUCCGGGGACUCGGAAGAGGAGGAAGAGGAUGAAGAUGAGGAACAGAUGGCCAGACAACCUCCAGUAAGAUGAGCUAUUCUGACAGGA